Molecule: messenger RNA, 3315 nt
Organism: Mauremys mutica (yellowpond turtle)
Lineage: Eukaryota; Metazoa; Chordata; Testudines; Geoemydidae
Gene: ITPKC
Product: inositol-trisphosphate 3-kinase C
Exons: 7
Coding region: 1-1074 (357 amino acids)
Biological process (GO): inositol phosphate biosynthetic process
Cellular component (GO): nucleus; cytoplasm
Molecular function (GO): inositol tetrakisphosphate kinase activity; inositol-1,4,5-trisphosphate 3-kinase activity
Source: RefSeq, a predicted model, not a curated record
AUGGCCUGGCUGCUUGGCAACCGCCUGGCGUCGCCCCCCCCGGCCCCCCCGCCAGGCUUGGAUGCCAGCCAGAGGGGAGGGCUCAGCCUGCGUCGGCAGAGGGAGCGGGCGCAGAGGGGAAGUGUGGGGCCGUGGGGCUGGCAGGCCAUGAAGCAGCGGGACAGGAGCCCCCACCGGAACAAGCCGUGGAAGAAACUCAAGAGCAUGGUCCACUGGUCGCCUUUCGUCGUGUCCUUCAAGAGGCGCUACCCAUGGGUGCAGCUGGCCGGCCAUGCGGGGAAUUUCAAAGCCGGGGACUACGGGCGGAUCCUGAAGAAGUUCUGCCCGCGGGAGCAGCAGUGCCUGGAGCGCCUCAUGCGGGACUCGCUGCGCCCCCACGUGCCCGCCUACUUCGGGCUGGCGCAGCGGGACGGCGAGUGCUACAACCAGAUGGAGGAUCUGCUGGCCGCCUUCGAGACGCCCUCCAUCAUGGACUGUAAGAUGGGGGUCAGGACGUACCUGGAGGAGGAGCUGGAGCAGGCCCGGCUGAAGCCCCGGCUGCGCCGCGACAUGUACGAGAAGAUGGUGGCGGUGGAGCCGGGGGCGCCCACGCCCGAGGAGCGGGCCCAGCGCGCCGUGCUCAAGCCCCGCUACAUGCAGUGGAGGGAGUCGCUGAGCUCCAGCGCCACGCUGGGCUUCCGCAUCGAGGGCAUCAAGAAAGCCGACGGCACCUGCAGCACCAACUUCAAGAAGACGCGGCUGCCCGAGCAGGUGGUGCAGGCGCUGGGCGACUUCGUGGACGGCGACAGAACCAUCCUGACACACUACCUGGGCCGCUUGAAGGAGCUGCGGGCGGCGCUGGAGCAGUCCGAGUUCUUCACGACCCACGAGGUGGUGGGGAGCUCUCUGCUUUUCGUCCAUGACCGGACGGGGCUGGCCAAGGUCUGGAUGAUCGACUUCGGCAAGACGGUGCCGCUGGCCGGGGGGCAGACACUGACGCAUCGGCUGCCGUGGGUGGAGGGGAACCGGGAGGACGGCUACCUCUGGGGGCUGGACAAUCUCAUCGCCCUCUUCAGCACCAUGGCGCAGGACUGAGCCGGGACCCCCAGCCCCGGCUCUGGGCAAUAGCCGGGCACUGCCGUGCGGUGCCCUCCCUGCCUCUUAUUUAUACAGCCAGAUAUGCUACAGCCCGUCCGCCCGGGCCGGCUUCCAGCGGCUCGCACGGCCCCGCGCCGGGGCCAGGAUGGGGCAGCGCCUGGCCCGUCACACAGACGUCAGGGCACCCGGUUUACACCAGCUAACGGGAAGGGGCGAGAACUGGUCCCGUCUCGGAGCGGAGCCACUUCCCGCUCAGCUGUUCGUUCCCCGGCCCAGCCCGAGGGAGAGCGAGGCCGGGGGAACCCUGGGAAGGCCGAGAUUGGCCCCCGGCGCUGGAGCUUCGGGGCGCUCGACGGGAGACCCCAGCGUUUCGGGGGGCACUGGCUCAGCGAUCCUGCACUCCAGGCCCUGGCAGUGACGCCGGCUGGAACCGAACGGGGCCCGGAUCCUCUGGGCCCCUCUCCUGUUCACGGCCCAUUUUCCUUCAGCUGGGUCGGGGGGGGGGAGGCCUCCCAGCCCCACUUCCUGCCCCUGCUGGUAUCAGAGCCAGCCCCACCAGCGGGCUGCUCCAGAGGACCUGGUCUGCAGGAAGCUGCCCGUGGGCGGAGCAGCAGCUCCACGUUACCGAUUCAUGGGAUGGUAAAUUCAAGACACUUGCAAAGACUUUUUGGCAAUAGCGACUGGGCCCUGGUGUGGUGGGCGGCUGUGGGCUCUGGCGCGACCCUCCCGGGCGGCAGGUCGCCCCCCAGCUGCAGGGUUCUCGGCCCUUCCCCUGAAGCAUCUGUGGCCCUGCUGGAGGGGCGGAUGCGGCCGGCGAUUUCCACCCCCUGCACUUUCUUCUGCUGUGGCAAGGAGCCUCCGCCGGCCCGUGGCCGGGAAAUGAGAACCCCGAGUUACUGCGAAGCUUGCACCCGCCGCGGGGAGCUCAGGGGUUGCCUGUGGCUGAGUCUAUCCUCACCCGGGGGUGGUUUUCCUGGCGGCUGGAGAGCUGGAAAGCUCGGCCCGUCUUUACAGGGGUCUCGGCCCUUUGAGAACCAACCGGGACGCCACCUCCCCUGCCAGCUUUGUGUGGUUCUCCUAGCCCAGCCUUGGGCUCGCCCCGGGCUCUCGCCAGCCGCGGGCCACCUCUGUGCCAGGCUCCCGGCCCAGGGCGCGGGACGCACGCGCCGCACCUGAGUGACAAGGGCCCGCGUGAGGGGCCUGGUUUCCCCUGGCUCUGCCGCGCUCUCAGUGCCUCGUCUGCGUGAGCAUCUCACGGGCAGAACCAAGCCCCCAGGAGCCGCUUCCACCGGCGCCAGCUCCAAGCCUGGCCACUCUGGGGAGCGGUUUCCAAGGCAGGAUUCAGGAGCCCCGGCUCCAUUAGGCCCGACCCAGGGCACUGCCAGUAGCUGCCUGAGCCGCUCAGAUCUGCCGCCCCUGCCGGGUUCAGCUCGGGCUGAGCACAGACUCCCUGCACGUAGGAGCUCAUGGGGAGGGGGGCAGGCGGGUGCGGGUCAGGGGCCCAUCCUGCUCCCCACUGGCUCGGGCCCAGGAGCGCAGCGGGUAGCCAGCCAGGCGUUCGCUCCAGGCCCUCGAGUGCUGCACAGGAACCAGGGGGGACGGGCCCUUCCAAAUCCAGCCGCCUGGGGCUCUGGCUGCUCUCAAUAGCGCUGGGUCACACGGGCAGGGCGCUGGAAAUGCGGCUGCCCCGGCUGAGCCACCGGCUCCGAGCCUUUGGUUCCAAACUCGGAGAACAGCUGCCAUGGGUGCUAGUCCCUGCCGGCUAUUCCCGCAGCGGAACUGACAGCCGAGAUCUGGGCCCUGUGGGGCCGGGCGCUGCACGCACCCCGGGAGAGACAGUCCCUGCACCAAAGAGCUCACAGUCCAAAGGGCGGGAGGGGAAACCGAGGCACAGAGCGGGGCAGAGGCUUGCCCGGGGUCAGUGGCAGAGCUGGGACUGGAACCCAGGAGGCAGCACCCAACCCACACGACCUUGCUGCCCGAGGCUGUGAGCGGGUCAGCUCCUGGGGGGAGGGGGGUUCUGAACAGGUCCCCCAGUGGCAGUGCAGCCCUUGCAGCCAGUGGAGCGAGGGAUGCUCCUGCCCCCUGCACGCAGGCAGGGCGUUCUCGGGACCGAGCGUUGUCCCCGGCCCAUUCCUCUGUGUGGGGCUCUGCCGCCCGUCUGGAGCUGGGCACACGGCCAGGCCUCUGGGGCCGGAACCGUCACAAUAAACAGAACCUGCCGGUGUGGAAACCAAA